This is a messenger RNA of Phacochoerus africanus (Common warthog), 1308 nucleotides long. RefSeq names its product spermatogenesis associated serine rich 1 (gene SPATS1). Bases 35 to 928 code for a protein of 297 amino acids. The record is from RefSeq and is a predicted model, not a curated record. Lineage: Eukaryota; Metazoa; Chordata; Mammalia; Artiodactyla; Suidae. The transcript is spliced from 7 exons.
UUUGUCUCCAGGUUGCUUCUAAUAGUUAAAAUCCAUGCUGUGCAUAGCUGAGUCCAUGGACACUGGAAGUGAUCCACAGGGCUGUCAUUUCCCCCCCAUCCACACAGCGAUCUGCAGUAGAGAGCUGGAGAAGGUUCAAGAGAAAGGAGACGUUGGCAUGACCACAGUAGAGAAGAGAUGCAGUACUAAACGCAAUGAUUUUCUGGAAUCUCAGGGAUGCUUUGCCAACAUAACAUCCUCUGGCAGAAGUGUCAGCCUCUCAUCUUCCGUUGAAAAGGGUCUAAGUGUCAAUGGGUCUGCUCAUCUAGGCCCUGCUGCAGAUUUGGAUCUGAAAUCCUCCUCCUCACAUUCUGAUCACUCUUCUGAAACCUCAUUGCCUGAAGUCCCAAAGGAUAAAUAUCCCCAGGAAUUCAGCCUGCUUCAGUUGCAGACAAAAGAUGGGCAGCGUCCCGAGUGGACAUUUUACCCACGGUUUAGCAACAAUAUCCACACCUACCACGUUGGCAAGCAGUGCUGCUUUAAAGGGGUCUUCCUCGGCAAUAGGAGGUCUCUAUCAGAAAGGACUGUGGACAAGUGUUUGGGGAAGAAGAAAUACGAUAUUGAUCCCAGGAAUGGAAUCCCAAAGUUAACUCCAGGAGAUAAUCCAUACAUGUACCCAGAACAGAGUGAAGGCUUCUACAAAGCAGGAUCAACUCUCCCGCCAGUGAAUUUUUCAAUAGUGCCUUAUGAAAAGAAACCUGAUACAUUUAUUCCACUGGAGCCUCUCCCACAAAUUCCCGGCUUGCCUUUCUGGGUGAAGGAGAAGGCCAACAAGCUCAAGAAUGAGAUAAGAGAAGUCGAGGAACUUGAAAAUUGGCAGCCGGCGGUCCCCUUCCUGCACAGUUUGCUACCUGCCGAUGGGUCAAAGGACCAUCAAAAAAUAGUAUAAAAGCUGGAGUGGAGCUCAGAAGAGCAGGCUUUUCAGAGGCUUUGCAAUAGAGAGGAGAGAGGUAGCGCCUCCCCCAGCGCAGAUUCGCAGAUGUCAUGGCUGCAGGUCUUCAUGGAGUGUGUGGUUGAGAACUAUUAGUCUUGUAAUGGAGCACAGCCUUUAAUGUCAGGCCUCUAUCCGCAGGUUCUUUGGACUUUUCAAGACAAUCCUGAACAGGGACAGGUUGAGAAAUCACGCAUCGUCUGUCUUCUGGAGAGCCUCUUCCAGUUGAUGGCUUCUGUCAGCAUGACUGUCCUAAAUCAAAUGUUUGACUCAAAUGUGGAAUCACUGUGUUUUGCCCUUUUUAACUUUCUAUUUUGGAAACUUUCUUUCCUCCUUCU